AUGCUGGCUACUACUAUGCUAAGAAGACCAUUACUGUAUUCACAGAGGAGAUUUUUAAAUGUAUCAAAAGUUUUGGCUAACCAGGCUGCACCUGACCCAAAAAGAUCACCUUUUAAUAUUCGUCAUUUAGGUGUUGCAUCCGAAAUGUAUAUACCUACAUCUUAUAAAAACUUACCAAGUGUAUUUUCAUCGCCUAUAAUUGUUUUAAAAUCAUUGAUUAGAAGGGUUUACACAUUCGGUGUGAACACUGCGCAAGUUUCCCUUUUUAGAGUGAAGUCGGGGAUCAAACCAAAUUUCCUUCUAUGGAAGAACAAGGCUAUCGAAUGCUAUGUGAGAAUCAAUGAGGCAUUUGUUGAAAAACGGAUUAGAGAUAUUGAGCCAGAUGUUACAAUAUGGGUUCAGGAAGCGUUAGAAACCAGAGUUAAACAAUUUCCCAAGAACUUACUUUUGACUUGGAAAUUAGUCAAAUUUAAUGAGGUUCCUAAGUUGAUGAAUGUGGUUGCUGUUAUGAUUCCAGGACAUCCUUUAGAAAUGAUUCAAUUGACAUACAAGUUCGACACGAAACAGCGGCUAAUUAAGUACAACAUGAAUACUCAGUCUGCCGAAAAACUUGAUAAAGAUGUCGUGGAAUACCUAACCUUUGUAUGUGAUGCUACCACAAACGAAGUUCUACUGUCAGGUUCUGUCUUUGAAAGUGCACCUGAUGCUAAGUUACCUACUAGAUCAUUAAACCAGGAAGAAAAUGUGCGGAUGAUGAAGAUUUGUGGUGAUAUAUACAGAAAUUCUUCAUGA
Eremothecium sinecaudum is the source of this 792-nucleotide messenger RNA. It is a transcript of the gene MBA1, whose product is annotated as Mba1p. Gene Ontology annotation, biological process: protein insertion into mitochondrial inner membrane from matrix; inner mitochondrial membrane organization. Gene Ontology annotation, molecular function: ribosome binding. The transcript has a single exon. NCBI's taxonomy places the organism in Eukaryota, Fungi, Ascomycota, Saccharomycetes, Saccharomycetales, Saccharomycetaceae. Gene Ontology annotation, cellular component: mitochondrial inner membrane. Bases 1 to 792 code for a protein of 263 amino acids. The record is from RefSeq and is a predicted model, not a curated record.